AAGAGACAUUUGAUAUAAAAUCUAUUACCAACAUUCAAAACAAAGAUAAUAAAUGUUUUCAUUGGUCAAUUCUUGAUGCUUUACAUCCAGCGGGAAAAUAUGAAAAUAGGGUAAGCAAAUAUAAAGAAUGUAAUAAUGAAUUUAACGAAAUAUUUAAAAAUUUAAAAAUUGAAUUUUCAGUUAAAUUAAAAGAUAUUACUAAAUUUGAAAAAAAAACAAAUAUGUCCAUUAAUGUGUUUACUUAUGAAGAUAAUAGAAAUAUAUCACCCCUGCAAGUAUGUGAUAUUGAAAAAGAAACUCAUAUUAACUUAUUUUAUCUUAGCGAAAAAAAUAAAGAACAUUAUUGUUUGAUUAAAAAUUUAUCAAGAUUAGUUGUCUCACAAAUAACAAGACAUUGUGGUACAAUUUAUUUAUGUCACAUAUGUUUGUCACAUUUUUCUAGUAAGGAAAAACUAACAGACUAUGAGGAAUAUUGAAGAAAUAAUAAUUAAAUAAAGCAAAUAUUACCGAACAUAUCUGAUCAUAUCUCAAUCUUAUAAAGUUCUUUUCGUCAUUUAUGCAGAUUUCGAAAGUAUACUACCCAAAAUUGAUAAAUACCAACCUUCUGAUACAACUUCUUAUGCAAGAACUGAUCAAAAACAUUUACCUGUUAGUUUUUGUUAUAAUGUUAAAAAUAUUAAUAGUAGUAAAAGUAAUCUAGUAACAUAUUCCUAUAUGUUAUGCUAUAUAACUAUGAGAAGUUGCAGCAAAAGUUUUUUUUAUAAGAAAAUAACAAAGGAAGCCAUUUAUAUUGCAGUUAAUAAAUAAUGAUAAUAAAUACAGAUAAUAAAUAUAUGUAGAAAAACAUAUGGUAAAAACCAAAAAACAAGAAAAUGGAUUUGAAAAAGAAAAUAACUGUCAUAUAUGUGAAAAAUCUUUGAGUGAUUUAGCACCUAUACUUGAGACAAAAUAGAGAAUACUUGAUGAAACUAUUAAUUAUUGGCAAUCUUAUUAUUGUGAUUAUAAUUUAGACUAUUGCCAAUCUAAAAUGUUUGACUUUGCUAAGACAUAUUGGUAUCUUUUAAUAAAAGGAGGACCAAUAGUUUGGGAUAAGAAUUAAAAAGAAGAUUUAGAUUUAGAUUUAGAAGAUAUAGAAAAUAAAAUUGAAUUUUUUAAAAAUCUAUCUGGUUAUGAUGCUCAUUUAUUAAUAAAAGAAUUUGGUAUUGAUAAACAUAAUAUAAAAACAAUUUCAAAUAGUGAAGAAAAUUAUAUAUCAUUAUCAAAUAUACGAUAUGAGAAAAUAGAUUCAAUAACUAAAGGAAAACCUAUUUUUAAAAUAGUUGAAAUAAGAUUUCUUGAUUCUUUCAGGUUCUUAUCUAGUUCUUUAGAAAAUUUAGCUAAUAUUUUAAAACCAUACCAGUUUAAAGAACUAUCUACACAUUAUCCUAUACAAUUAGAUUUAGUAAAAGGAAAAUUAGCGUAUCUUUAUGAUAAUAUGAAUUCUCCAGAUGAAGAAACUCUACGCAAUAUAGAUCAAUUUUACAGCUCUCUUACAGGUGAACAUGUAACACAGAAUGCAUAUGAAAAUGCCAAAAAAAUAUGGGAAACAUUCAAAACAAAAAAUAUGAGAGACUUAACCAUACUUUAUGAUAAAAUAUAUGUAUUAUUACUUACAGAUAUAAUUGGAAAUUAUAGAGCUGUUUCAUUAAGAGAUUUUAAACUGAAUCCUGUUAUACAUUAUUAUACAACACCAGGUUAUACUUAG
Cinara cedri is the source of this 1744-nucleotide messenger RNA. The record is from the annotation of a GenBank genome assembly. Lineage: Eukaryota; Metazoa; Arthropoda; Insecta; Hemiptera; Aphididae.